This is a messenger RNA of Penicillium olsonii, 2601 nucleotides long. NCBI's taxonomy places the organism in Eukaryota, Fungi, Ascomycota, Eurotiomycetes, Eurotiales, Aspergillaceae. The record is from the annotation of a GenBank genome assembly.
AUGACGACCAAGCGCAAAGCUUCAGCCAUGGGGACGGCGGUGGAUGAUGAGCCAGUAGACCCGUCGGAUGAACUGGCGUUCUACUGUCUGGGCGGCGGCAACGAAGUCGGCCGAAGUUGUCACAUCUUGGAGUACAAGGGGAAGACUGUGAUGCUUGAUGCUGGUAUGCAUCCGGCCAAAGAAGGCUUCUCCGCACUGCCCUUCUUCGAUGAAUUCGACUUGAGCACAGUAGAUGUUCUUUUAAUCAGCCAUUUCCACGUCGAUCAUUCUUCCGCCCUCCCAUAUGUGCUCAGCAAAACCAACUUCAAAGGACGAGUUUUCAUGACUCCGGCCACCCGAGCGAUCUAUAAAUGGCUUAUACAGGACAAUGUGCGAGUCAGCAACACAUCUUCUUCUUCCGAUCAACGCACGACGCUAUACACUGAGCGUGAUCACCUGUCAACUCUGCCCAUGAUUGAAACGAUUGACUUCUAUACCACACACACAAUCAAUGGAAUUCGCAUUACUCCGUAUCCCGCGGGCCAUGUUCUUGGGGCGGCCAUGUUCAAGGUUGACAUUGCAGGGCUGGUAACUCUUUUUACUGGAGACUACUCCCGCGAGGAAGACAGACACUUGAUCCCUGCCGAGGUUCCCAAGGGCACUAAGAUCGAUGUCCUCAUUACUGAGUCUACAUUUGGCAUAUCAUCGAAUCCACCACGGCUAGAACGUGAGGCUGCCUUGAUGAAGUCAAUCACGAGUGUUCUGCACCGUGGCGGCCGUGUUCUGAUGCCUGUGUUCGCUCUCGGUCGUGCCCAGGAGCUGCUUUUGAUUCUGGAUGAGUACUGGGAAACCCAUCCAGAGCUACAGAAAUUCCCUAUUUACUACAUUGGAAAUAUGGCAAGACGCUGUAUGGUCGUAUAUCAGACGUAUAUUGGCGCUAUGAACGACAAUAUCAAGCGUCUUUUCCGGCAGCGCAUGGCCGAAGCCGAAGCAAGCGGCAACAAGAGCGUGAGCGUUGGUCCGUGGGACUUCCGAUUCGUUCGAAGUCUCCGAAGUCUGGAACGCUUUGAUGACGUGGGUGGAUGUGUGAUGCUUGCGUCUCCUGGUAUGCUGCAGACUGGUACGAGCCGUGAGUUGCUUGAACGAUGGGCACCUAGCGAUCGCAAUGGUAUCGUUAUGACCGGCUACAGUGUCGAGGGAACUAUGGCCAAACAGCUGCUCAACGAGCCUGACCAGAUUCCUGCUGUGAUGUCGAAGGUUUCAACUGGGCAUGGCCGUGGUCGCGUUCCUGGAGCCAACGACGAAGACCAGAAGGUCAUGAUUCCUCGCCGAUGUACAGUUGAUGAAGUCAGCUUUGCGGCUCACGUUGAUGGUGUCGAGAACCGCACAUUUAUCGAGGAGGUUGCUGCGCCCGUAGUGAUUCUUGUACACGGCGAAAAGCAUCAAAUGAUGAGACUGAAGUCAAAGUUGCUGAGUCUCAACGCGGACAAAACCGUCAAAGUCAAGGUUUAUACACCGGCCAACUGCGACGAGGUUCGCAUCCCUUUCAAAAAGGAUAAGAUUGCCAAAGUUGUCGGCAAGCUUGCUGAACUUGCACCGCCUUCCGAGGAGGACGAUGCUCACCUUAUGGCUGGUGUUCUAGUCCAAAAUGGGUUCAACCUGUCAUUGAUGGCCCCUGAUGAUCUACAGGAGUAUGCUGGACUAACGACCACAACCAUCACUUGCAAGCAGCAUAUCACUCUCAGCUCCGCAAGUAUGGAACUGAUCAAAUGGGCCCUUGAGGGAACAUUUGGGGCCAUCGAAGAGGUCGGCAGCAGUAAGGAGGCGCAAAAACUUGAGGGGGGCAAGACGGACGAGAGUAUGGAAACGGAUGGUACGACAAAACAAGAGGAUGCCGAAGAUGAAAUUCCCGCGGAUGUGACACAUACAUUCCUCGUCAUGGGUUGUGUGUACCUUCGCCAUCACUCGCGCACACGCGAGGUUGAGUUGGAGUGGGAAGGAAACAUGAUGAACGACGGGGUUGCGGAUGCCGUAAUGGCUGUCUUGCUCACAGUCGAGAGCAGCCCAGCUUCGGUGAAGCAAUCCGCCAAAGACAAGCAACACCAUCACCAUCACGAUGGUGACGACACAGAUAUCCCAUCUCUUCCGAACCUUCACCACCAUGUCUCACCACAAGAACGUGUUGCUCGCCUGCUCAUGAUGCUGGAAGCCCAAUUUGGCGGUGACAACAUCGGUCCAAUUGAGCGUCCUCGUGUACCAACUGAUCUAGCACUUGGUCCUCAGACUGAUGGAGAAGAAAUCAACGAUGAGAGAUUCUCUGAUAUCGAAGCAGCGGAGCUGAACCGUCUCAUUACAAUGGGUCUCCCGGUACCUGGCAUUGAGGUCAAAGUCGACAAGCAUGUUGCCCGUGUUUGGCUCGAGGACUUGGAGGUUGAAUGUUCCAACGCUGUCCUGCGAGACCGUAUCCGUGUUGUCGUGGAGCAUGCCAUCGAAACAGCUACAGGCCUGUGGGCAGAGACCUCGAUUUCUCGGGAUGCAGUUACCAAUGGUUCCACCAACAGUAAAGGAACCUUUGAAUUGGCUGCCAGGAAGAAGGCGGCUGUUCUUGAACAGGAGGCCUGA